Messenger RNA from Cynara cardunculus var. scolymus (artichoke), 1323 nucleotides. Its product is annotated as ribose-phosphate pyrophosphokinase 4. The record is from RefSeq and is a predicted model, not a curated record. Gene Ontology annotation, molecular function: magnesium ion binding; ribose phosphate diphosphokinase activity. The transcript is spliced from 7 exons. NCBI's taxonomy places the organism in Eukaryota, Viridiplantae, Streptophyta, Magnoliopsida, Asterales, Asteraceae. Gene Ontology annotation, cellular component: cytoplasm; ribose phosphate diphosphokinase complex. Gene Ontology annotation, biological process: 5-phosphoribose 1-diphosphate biosynthetic process; purine nucleotide biosynthetic process. Bases 117 to 1082 code for a protein of 321 amino acids.
GGUUCGAAUUCGAUACCUUUUGAACACAAAGCCGCAUUUAAAAAAGCGAACUCUAGGCUACGGCCAUCUCUGUGGAAUCUAGAUAAUCUGCAGUUGCGUUGUUUGCAGUACUGAACAUGGAGAUGGAGAAGCCACAGAAGAAGCAAGUUCUUCUCUUUUACUGUAUGGAAGCCCAAGAUCUUGCUCGCAAAAUCGCUGCUCAAUCCGACCACAUUCAGCUCCAAUCCAUCAACUGGAGGAGUUUCGAUGAUGGAUUUCCUAACCUAUUCAUAAACAAUGCACAAGAUAUCAGAGGCCACCAUGUUUCUUUUCUUGCAUCUUUCAGCUCUCCAGCUGUAAUAUUUGAGCAACUCUCCGUUAUAUUUGCACUUCCGAGGCUCUUUGUUGCAUCUUUCACAUUGGUAUUACCUUUCUUUCCAACCGGAUCCUUUGAAAGGAUGGAAGAAGAAGGAGAUGUAGCUACUGCCUUCACCAUGGCAAGGAUAUUAUCAAACAUUCCAAUAUCAAGAGGUGGUCCGACAAGCUUAGUCAUAUACGACAUUCAUGCUUUGCAGGAAAGGUUCUACUUUGGGGACAAUGUUUUGCCUUGUUUCGAGACUGGGAUUCCUCUCUUGAAGCAACGUCUUCACCAGCUUGCCGAUUCUGAUAAUAUUGUAAUUGCCUUUCCAGAUGAUGGAGCUUGGAAGCGAUUCCACAAGCAGUUGGAUCACUUUCCCAUGGUGGUUUGUGCAAAAGUUCGCGAGGGUGAUAAAAGAAUAGUACGGCUGAAAGAAGGUAAUCCUACUGGUUACCAUGUAGUAAUUGUCGAUGAUCUGGUGCAAUCCGGAGGCACUUUAAUUGAAUGCCAGAAAGUUUUGGCAGCCCAUGGUGCAACCAAGGUCAGUGCUUAUGUCACUCACGCGGUGUUCCCUAAAAACUCUUGGGAGAGGUUUGUUCACAAAAAUGGUGAUGACUCGAACAAGGCGUUUGCGUACUUUUGGAUCACGGACUCGUGCUCCCCGACUGUGAAAAACAUUGAAAACAAAGCUCCGUUCGAAGUCCUAAGUCUAGCAGGAUCUAUUGCUGAUGCACUUCAAAUAUGAUCGGUUGGUUAUGAUAUUAUGGAUCAUUUAACGAUUAAAACAAAUGUCGAUUGGUGAUUAACAUCGCACCAGAACUUGAGAUUUUUCGGGUUUAGUAUGUGUGCCAUUCGAUGCAAUGUAAAUCAUAUGCAUCUUUUCACAGGAGAUUUGGAAACCUCAAUAACAAAGGAAAACAAUAUGAAGGUUCUGUUCGAUUUCCUUAGAUUUGGAAACCUCGAUAACAAAGGCCCCGUUUAAUUUG